Messenger RNA from Pocillopora meandrina, 688 nucleotides. The record is from the annotation of a GenBank genome assembly. Lineage: Eukaryota; Metazoa; Cnidaria; Anthozoa; Scleractinia; Pocilloporidae.
UCAUUAUUUGUUCAUUGUUUUAUAGUUCCUAUUGACUCAACUAAAGGAAUCAAGAUGUUAUAUGUAUUUGUGGACAUAAAGCUGGAUGCCACACAUUUUGUCAACACAGUCAGACACAAUUUUGAAGCCGGAAAGUCACUUGCACUUUUGAGCACAGUCCAGUUUGUGACAACACUUCAAGUAUGUAUUAAAUGAUUACACUGAUGGGACAGUAUUGGGAUCAUGUUUAUUGUAGGUACAGUACUCUUGACUGAAUAUAUUGGUUGAGAGUUGGUUGAUACUUAACCAAUAUAUUGGUUGACAGUCAGUCGACAGUCGGUCGACUGACUGCUUCUUCUGGAUGGGAGGAGCAUCUCACAUGGUUCCCUAUCAGGCAUUUUGUCAAGUUUCCAUGACAACACACCAGUACCCAUUUCUCUCCAGGCUAGAGAGAGGGGAGAGAGAAUGCAACACAGUGACUUGGCUGAGACUUAAACCCUGUGGUUUUGACCCAGUGUCUCCUUUUAUUGUGUUCAUACUUUCAAAUAAUUUUUACAUAUAUGUAUUUAAUUUGUUGUUUACCCAGGCUGUAUAUCAAGACCUGUGUAAAGAUUAUCAGGUAGAGAUUCCGCAGUGUAAACCAUUGUCACCUGGAGAGAUUCUGGGCUGCACUGCUUCUAGAAUAAAACACAAGGAUGCAUUCAUGUAA